UCUAAUAACCGCUUGGUGCCGCCUGUGGGAGAAACGCGGAAGAAGAGUUCAUUCAAGGCGUCUGGUAAAUCGCACGUACAGGACACACACACACGUACACGAGUUUCCCCCGGUAAACAUGCCAUCGUGAAGCUUCUCCAAUGCGCCCUCGCGUUUUCCCUCUCAUUCCCAGCGGUUUCGAGUGGAGAUGUCUGGACACACAGCACUGCAUGGACUGAUACUCUUAUAUUCAAUUCACCCGCUCGUGCUCGCAGAGAAACCGGAUGAUGGCUGUGGUCAUUAUGUCCUGGGCCAGGAGAGUGGUGUCCUGUCCUCCAAGAAUUACCCAGGAACUUACCCCAACAACUCCUGGUGUGAAUGGCGGAUCCGCGUACCCAUCGGCCACACGAUCAUCCUCAAGUUUGGAGACCUGAACAUGGAGAAGAAGGACUGCGAGUCAGACUAUUUAAAGGUUCUAAAAGGAUCAUAUGGGGCGGAAAAUGUGUACUGGGAGUACUGCGGGGGUCCGAUGCCCAAGCCUACGCAGAUUCACACAGACUCCAGCGAACUGACUGUCCGCUUUCGUAGCAGCCAGCACAUCUCUGGAAGAGGAUUCCUGCUGUCAUACUCCACAGAAAACCACAAAGAGCUGCUGACAUGCUUGGACAGAGGCAGUCAUUUCACAGCAUCACAGUACAGGAAGUACUGUCCGGCCGGAUGUGCAGCGGUGACGGGAGACGUGUCUGGGGACAUUUCCCUGGGCUACAGACAUACGUCAGUUUUGUGUAAAGCAGCGGUGCAUGCUGGGGUCAUCAUGGACCAGUUUGGAGGACCAAUCACAGUGGAGGAGCGCCGAGGGCUCAGUCACUACCCUGCGGUCAGAGCCAACGGCGUCCAGUCAAAAGAUGGCUCGUUGUCUGAAACCCUCUUCACGUUUGUGACAAACGAUUGCAGCCAACAGACUGUUUUUCUUCAUCCAGUGGGAUCUACUACAAACUUAUCAACACACAACAUCUCCUGCGAUGGGACUGAAGUGGACUGGUCCCCUAACAGCAUCCAACCGGGUAUCUCUGAAGACCUCAACCAUAACCAUCCACAGUGGCUACAGAUUGAUCUUGGAGAAAAGAGGAGGAUCACCGGCAUUCUGACAACAGGCUUGACCAUAGCAAACACUGAAUAUUUUGUGAAAAACUACAAGAUCGAGUACAAGGAGAGAAACCGCUGGCGGACAUUUGUCCAGUACAAUAACUCUGAUGAUAUGACUUUUGAAGGAAAUACUGACAGCCUCCACCAAACACGCAACACCUUCCAUCCCUCCAUCGUAGCACGAAGCAUUCGUUUCGUCCCUCAACAGUGGCACAGAAUAAUUGCCGUGAGAUUGCAGCUACUGGGCUGUCCUUAUGUUAAACCCAUCCCAGUGAAUUCAUCGUCUCAGGUGACACAGGAGGCCCAGCCGACACAGCCCAUUCACAAUGACAUGACCAAACCAGUGCCCUCUCAGGCUGAUCUUGUUAAUUUGGUUGUAAUAAUUGCGCCCACCAUUCUUCUUGUGGUCCUGAUCCUGGUGGGAAUCUGUUUGUUUAAAAUGCUAUACAAUAAGAAGACAAAGGAGAACACGUACGGCUCUGCAGAGAACCAUCAUACAGGCUGUUGGAGACAGAUAAAACAGCCGUUUGCCAGACACCAGUCCACAGAGUUCACCAUCAAAUACAGCUCCGAGAAGGACCCCAUCCAGAAGCUGGACCUGGUUACCAGGGAAAUGGCAGCCGAAUACCAGCAGCCACUCAUGCUCGGCACGGACACUGUGUCUCGAAAAGGCUCGACGUUUAGGCCCAUGGACACCGAGGCCAAAGACAAGGACAGCGAGGCUACUUCUCACUACGACCAACUGCAGACGGGCAUCCAGUACGCCUUGCCACUGACCAAUCAGGAGCCAGAGUACGCCACGCCCAUCAUCGAGCGCCACGCCUUCCGCAAAGAUCCCUUCCUUCCUGAUCCCAGCUACAGCGUCCCAGGGGUGGUCCUAAACAAAAGCCCGUCGUUUCGAGCAGUAGAGGGCAGCAAUUGCAGGAAAGUGAUCGGAGGACUGGCUGGGGGCUACCAGACUCCCCAAGUCAAACUAGACAGGGGCAAUUACCCAGAGGACAUCUACGACAGCCCUAAAAUCCAGAAGCCCGUCGUGAAGAACGGUAGUUGCUCGGCGUACCAAAGACCCCAGAUUAAGUCCCCGGAGCAGGAGUGCUAUUCCACUCCGAGAGACUGCGUCAGACUGCCCUUCUCUGGACUCAGACCCGACCCGGAGGGCAGCAGCUCAGAGGGAAGCUGAGAAGAAACACACUGUGAUGUCCCUGAUUUUCUUGACUCAACAAAAUCACCUCCAGACUAUUCUUAACUUAUUUGUGUAUGAGGGACUCCUUUUUUGUGUAUUUCCGAGGCCGUGAUCAGUUUGUGUAAUUUAAAGUUUUUUUUGUAUAUGCGAGAUACUUUGUCUUGACGAAUCAAGAUCUUUUAUUUUUAAUAUUUCCAGUUUUACUUUCAAUCAAAUGCAAUAUACAGGGAGAACUGCGACGACGCAUUUGUUCCCGUCAGACACAAACUGUGAAUGUAAACCAGAUUUUCAUGUUUUCUACCAUGUGACCAUUAUCUGAUCUUCUCUGAACAUGGACAACUUCACAGAUUUUCAACCAGCUUUGUAUUAUGUCAGUCAUAUAUGUAAAUGACCAAUGUGUGCUCUUUCUCCAUGUGUCCUGCACCAUGUUUAUUUGUCGGCAAAUUUAAUGUUUGUGCGAUGCUUUUGGUGAUGUCUAGGUGAAGAUAACAUGGAGAAAGACUAUAAACUGUUCAUUUACAGAUACUGUUCUAACAACACAAAGCUGUUUGACAAUCGGCAAAGGUCUACAGAUGGAAAAUAAGAUGUUAAAGCAAGCAGAUCCGAAGCUCUCUUGGUGAUCUUUGGGAACUUCGCAGUUGCUUUGGUUCUUCUCAUAAAAGAUGACUUAGAGGCUUCAUGUUCGUGUCUGAACUAGCUCUACACCAAUCAAAACACAUGAAAUAAGGUGGAAACACUAUUUUAACGCAAAAUAGUGGAAGCAAACUGAAAAAAAAAUGUUUGUUCCCAUAAUGCAAGUGAAAUGAUGAUCUGAUUUUGACAUCCAGCUCGUUUUUUAAUCAGAAUUGGGUAUAAGGAUUGUUAGAUUCAGCCAUUUUGGACCGUUUUUCAUCUCAUUCUGCUGUGUGCAAUUAACAAUGUUGAAUCUCAGAUGAUCUGAUCUUUUGUCCAUGCUGUAUAUUGAUGUUGAUUUCGUGGUUUUGGACGCCCCUUGUUCCAUGUGCAAACUGAGCAAUAACAGACUAAAAUUUCUUCUCAGAUCCUGGUUUUAUUUGGAUUGUCUAUAUGCAUAUGUAUAUG
Messenger RNA from Pimephales promelas (fathead minnow), 3388 nucleotides. RefSeq names its product discoidin, CUB and LCCL domain containing 1 (gene dcbld1). Gene Ontology annotation, cellular component: plasma membrane. Gene Ontology annotation, molecular function: signaling receptor activity. The record is from RefSeq and is a predicted model, not a curated record. NCBI's taxonomy places the organism in Eukaryota, Metazoa, Chordata, Actinopteri, Cypriniformes, Leuciscidae.